AUGUCCGCUUUCUUGCGCGCGUUUAACAAGAUCCUGGAUCAGCGUCAACGUGAAACCAUGGCAUAUAGGCCCCAGGCGAACGGAUCCGCGGAAAGGAUGGUGCAUACCAUCACAAGAGCACUCAAAAUGUAUGUUCAAGAUCUGGAUCAGCAGGAGAUUACACACAGUGCCUUACCUUCGCGAUCAAUACCGCUUGAGAUCAGAUCCGAGGAAAACACCAUUCUACAUGGUUCAUGGCUGGGAUCCGAGAUCCACCCUGGAGACGGUGAUCCCGAUGGGAAGUACAAUGAGAAACGAUCGGGAUCCGCGGAGAUGGCGAUAUCGGAUCCAGAGGCACUACCAGCAGGCACGAGAGCAAGUCAAUCAGCGCAUACAGGAAACGACCUCGGGUCGGGUGGAUCAGCACAACAAUAUACCCAGUCCAGGUCGGAUUUCGUUUCUGGCUAUACCUGGAUCGGGUACGGAUAUGCCAAGAAGCUUGCGCAUCUGUGGCAUGGCCCUUUCCGUGUGACUGAGAAGAUCGGCGAGUACGCAGUGAGCCUCGAGAUCGACGGACCCGCAUACAAAUCUUCCCGUAGUUCACGUGUCGAAGGACUUUCCGGAUCGGCCGAUAGUACGUCUUACGGUGUGGGAUCAGCAUCGGCUAGAUUUCGAACGAAGCACUUCUCCCUGGAGAUAGCUGGAUCCAAGAUCGUGAUCCAGAUGAAUACCAAGUCGAGAGGAUCUCGGAUAUGCCAAUCAUAA
Messenger RNA from Phytophthora megakarya, 744 nucleotides. The record is from the annotation of a GenBank genome assembly. Lineage: Eukaryota; Oomycota; Peronosporomycetes; Peronosporales; Peronosporaceae.